GAGAUGGCGCGGUUGUUUACCCUGCCAUGUCCGUGGCGUGCUGUGUGCGCUCGGGUGAGUCGUUAGCCGGUUCGUUGUGAGGCUUUACCCGGGGCGGCUGGCUGAGCGCGAGCGGCGUGUCGCGCGCAGGAGUUUCCAGGAUGCAAAAUCGCUGCGCUGCCGCGAGCUGCGGCGCAUGCUACGAUGCGCCUCUCUUCAGGUUCCCCAGAGACCCCCAACGAUGCAAGAAGUGGGUGGAAAACUCACGCUGCGAAGACCUCCAGGAGAAGUCACUCGACCAUUUGUACAGAUACUGCCGACUCUGUGUGAAACACUUCGACGCUGCUUCCAUCGAGAAGAACGAUUCUCUGAAUACAACACUGAAGGACGAUGCCAUACCAACUAUUUUUGAUGUGUCUGGCCAAUCUGAAAAUGGACAAUUAAAGCGAAAGAAACCAGCGGACAAAAAUGAUGAAACGGAGAAAAAUGCGAAGAAAAAAACUGCAAAGAGUGAAAAAGACAAGGAGUCUGACACUCCAACCGUUUCAGAGGAAGACGAAUACAAAGAUUACCUUAAGUCUUUAUUUGAGGUUCUUGUCCUGCUGGGAGUGCAGAACAUUCAUUUAAAAGGACCUGCUGCUGAUAAACAGGAGUCCCUCGCUUCAAGCAAUUUUCAGGCCUUGCUAGAUUACCGCAUGAAUGCUGGGGAUGAAGCCUUAAAGAAGAGGUAUGACGCACAACCUGAGAAUAAAGAAUGCUGCUCAUCAUCUCAGUUAAGUCAGCUGGUUGAAGUGUGCGAAAAGUGCAUCCGUGAUGAGCUCUUGAAAGAAGUCAGACAAAAUGUGUUGUUCUCAUUAGUGACUGAUGAUUUGGUGAAGAUCUCAGAAGAGUGGCACCUACCUGUAUUUCUGCGCUAUGUGGACCAAACGAACUGCCAGCAGGAAAAGUUGGCUGGACUCUUGCCUUUUGAGGGGGAUGGAGAAGCCUUGGCUGAGCGGCUGCUGGCUGAGCUGACUGACAAAUGGGGCUUAAAUAUGGAACAUUGCAGAGGUCAGGCUCACUCCUGCUCUGGUUCGCAUUUUAGAAAAAUAAAAGCUUUUGCCUCCAAGUUGUCACAGAAGUAUCCAAUGGCAACGUUAACGCCAAGCUCUGUUUGUGCCUUGACUAUUUCUCUGGCUAACAGUAUGGCUGUCUCAGGAGUUCAGCUCGUCAUGUCUACCUUCAGGAAGAUUACAUCAUUCUUCAGUCAGUCCCUCUCGCUGCAGUUAGAGUUGGAGCACGCCAUUUCAAUUUUCUACUCGGACAAAGAAGAUAAAGCCAAUGAACUGAAAGAGGUCAGCCGCACCAGCUGGACCACAAGGCAUGAUGCUUUUGAGGUGGCAGUUGUCUUGAUUGAAUCCCUACUACUCUGUGUGGACAGUGUGCAUGACAAUGAGGAAAUGCAGUGGGGUGAUAAGAUUACUCAUUAUGCAUUGCAGAUUUCAAAAAUGCUCGCUGAUUUUGAGUUUGUUAUGUCCUUAGUUGUGCUGAAGAACACUCUGUCGCUCACUCGGGCCUUCGGAAAGAAUGUGCAAGGGGAAGCAGCCGACGCUUAUUUUGCUGCAGACAGUUUAAAAGCUGUAUUGCACUCCUUGACGGAGGUGUCUGACAACAUUGAUGUAUACCAUGAGUUCUGGUAUGAGGAAGCCGUCAAUCUUGCUGCUUCUUUGGAGAUCCAAGUAAAGGUUCCAUGGUCAGUCUUGAAGCAUCGGUCAGGAUCCAGAACCAUGGUUCAGCCAGAGAGCUACUACAAGCAGCACCUGACUGUCCCAGUGGUAGACCAUGUUGUUAAAGAAAUGAAGGAACUCUUCUGUGAGAAUCACCUGAAGGCCCUGAGAUGUCUAUCGCUGGUCCCGACUGUCCUAGAGCAGAAUAAGUCGGCUGAACCAGAGAUGGAAAACAUCCAGAUGUACAAAAACGACAUUCCUAAUGCAGGAACCCUCCCGGCUGAGCUGCACUGCUGGUGGGUUAAAUGGAGCCACAGGAGCAAAGGUGACGUCGUGCCCUGCACUCUACACGAAACGUUGCAGUUGGCCGAUGUGAAGUUCUUCCCGAACAUGCUUGCCGUCUUGAAGGUCAUCGGCACCCUCCCUACCUUUGUUCUUGAGAACAAAAGUGAUGUUUCCUAUAGACGCUUCAAGAUGUACAUGGAGAACACGCCAGACAACUGCAGAUCCAAAAGCCUCGCACUUCUGAACGUCAACUCCGAUGCGAGGUAUGACCUGGAUGCAAUGGUGGAGGCAUACGUGACAGCUUACCCUGAGAAGGAUGCUUAGCGUGGAUAUCGUAGCCCAGCUUCAAAACUGAAUAUUUUCUGGAUUUUGUAUUUUAUUUUUUUGGAGAGGUGUAAAUAAUUGUCUGAUUUUUGUGCCGUUUCAUACAUCUUUUUUUUGGGGGGGGGGUGUUAAAUUCAGAAGAAUUGCCUACUAAUUAUGUGUAAUGUCCUUAUGCAGGCUCAAUAGUCCAGGGAAGGAAGUCAGAGAAAGUUGAAUCUCUUCAGUUCACCCGGACACGUUUACUGAGAGAAGUGACCUCUUCAGUGUCAGCCGACUGCAGGUACCCCCACCCUCACAAAGCAGUCAGCUGAGACCGAGGAGGCCAGUUAGACGAGCGGCGAAACCUUUUUCUCAGUAAACCUUGUGUCCAGAUGAACUGAAGAGAUUCAACUUCCUUUGAGACUAAUUUCAUAGAUUUGAUGUUGUUGGAGUGUUUUUCUUUAUGAAACGAUAUACAACAUUAAUAAACUGGUGAUCAUUAAAGUGUGAACUACACAAGAAAGUAUCAUUUAAUAAACAAGU
This is a messenger RNA of Lampris incognitus (smalleye Pacific opah), 2816 nucleotides long. RefSeq names its product THAP domain containing 12a (gene thap12a). The coding region runs from base 141 to 2294 and encodes 717 amino acids. The record is from RefSeq and is a predicted model, not a curated record. The transcript has 5 exons. NCBI's taxonomy places the organism in Eukaryota, Metazoa, Chordata, Actinopteri, Lampriformes, Lampridae.